This is a messenger RNA of Emiliania huxleyi CCMP1516, 1198 nucleotides long. RefSeq lists its product as hypothetical. Gene Ontology annotation, molecular function: protein binding. The record is from RefSeq and is a predicted model, not a curated record. Lineage: Eukaryota; Haptophyta; Isochrysidales; Noelaerhabdaceae. The transcript is spliced from 5 exons. The coding region runs from base 415 to 1071 and encodes 218 amino acids.
CCACUCCUCCGGCCCACCGCCGCGCCAGCCCUCCGCUCACCCCCUCCCGCCGCCGCCGACUCUCUCCGCGUGUGCAACGGCGGACAGUGCGGCCAGUUUGGCGGGAGCCUCCUUCUCGACGCCGCGUCGGCGCUGGCGGGAGCGUCUCCGAUCGCCGUGACCACCCAGAACUGCUGCGGCGAGUGCCCCGACGGUGUGAUCGUGCGGCCGUGCAGCGCGUCGAGCUACCUGACGGUCGACGCAUCCAGCCUUCAACUUGCGCUCGACGCGGCCGCAGGCGCUCUCGACGCGGCGGGCGUGAGCGUGGAGCCGGGGCUGCGCGAGGCGUUUGGUCACCACCACGCUGCGAAGGUAGAAGAGGAGCGCGCCGACGUGGCGGCCGCGCUGUCGGAGUACUCGGCGGCCAUCGGCGCGAUGCCGGCGUCGGUGCUCCAGCCUUGGCAGCCGCCCCUCGAGCCAGAGCCACUGCUCUGGCCAGGGACGGCUUGGCUAUGCGAUCAGCCGGGAGGCGCGCUGCGAGGGCUGGUGCUCCGCGAGGACAAGGAGGGCGCCGACUGGACGCUGACGCGGCCUCCGCCCAACAAGCCCGGCCCCGCGGUGCUGCGUCUGCACAGCGCCUCGGCCGGUGAAGAGGGAGGCCGGCCGACGCUUCGCGCGGAGUACGUGCUGCCGGCGGAGGGGGCGGCGGAGGGGGCGGCGGCAGAGAGCGGCAUAGCGGAGCUUGUGAUGGCGGACGACGGGCGGAGCUUUGAGGGCACGCUCUGUGGACCGGGAGGCGAGGCGCGCCUCUGGCGCGGCGCCAGGCUGGGCGUCGGGACCGGCAUGAGGCGGAAGAGGCGGGGCGCGAAGCCGCCUCAAAAGGCCGCUUGGGUGCACGACAGCUACACGCGGCGCGGUCGGCUCCUCCUCGCUGCCGGCGACGCGGCCGCCGCGCGUGCGGACGCUCUGGCCGCGAUCCGGCUCUGCCCCCGCGCGGCAGACGGAUGGAGUUUGCUCGCCGACGCGGCGGAGAGCGAGGGCGAGGCGGCGGCGGCGGCGGCGGAGGUGGAGUGGCUGCAGGGAUGGGCGUGACGCGUCCUUUCGGGAGAGCGCGCUGGGCGGCGCGAUAAAGCCGCCGCCUCCCGCACUCUGUGCUCUCCCGCUUCUUUUUUAUGUGUAAGGGGUGGUAUUCGGUCUUCACUUGACCUCUGGUGGCUUG